AUGCAGAUGCAUAACGAUAGUGUUAAAGCACUCGAUGUGAGGCGUAUGCAGACACCCAUAGAUACGAGGCCUCACUAUAUAGUACGGCGAUAUGCGGAGCUCACAUGCGCAUUUCUUGUUGUUACGGAAUCGAGUGGGCGAGAGGUUGGACAGAAGAUGGAGGCAAUUCUAGAGUCUUGCGAAGAUGCCGUCGAGCAGUUACUGCUGCGUAUGUCAGCAACACUACCGUCUCCUCGCGAUCGGCUCGUAUUCCUCAUAAAUAAUUAUGAUUUAACACUAAGCAUAAUCGAUGUAAACAAGCUCACUGCAGUGGUACAAUCAUUUUCUGCUAACUGGCGUCGCUCCAUCGAUGCUAUCAACGGCGAAGUGGUGAAGUCAUUCACAAAUUUCAAGAAUGGGACCAACAUUUUGCAGGCAGUUUUUACCCAGUUGGUGCAAUAUGUCCAAAGAUUUACUAAACUAGUCUCUCAUGAAAUUUUCCGAGACAAUCCGGCUCGCAACGACAUGGUUAAUAUUCAUCAUAUCUUGGUAGAACUGAAGAAGUACAAACCAGUGUACUAA
Molecule: messenger RNA, 561 nt
Organism: Strongylus vulgaris
Lineage: Eukaryota; Metazoa; Nematoda; Chromadorea; Rhabditida; Strongylidae
Source: the annotation of a GenBank genome assembly